GUAAUUAUUGGCUUGUCCACAGUAAUUACUGGGAUCUAAGCCCGACUGCUCAUAACCACUCAUGAGCUCCAUCGAUCUCCCUGCCUUUGCUUUAGCAUAACCAAUCUGCUUCCACUGGUGCGCUACAUGAGAGAGCCAAUCCCGAGAAGACCCACCCUCAUCCACCGCUCUCAACCCACUCUCCUUCAUUUCCUUCAUUCUUCUCCUCAUUGCUUCCCCUUCCUUUCCCAUUGCCAACCUCACCAGCUUCUCGAUCUCUUCCCUUCUCACCACCAUCUUCGUCGGCAACUCCUUCGUCCUCAAACCCACACCUACUUCCUCCGCCUCCAUCGCCGCAUUCAUCUUCUGCUCUGCGUACAGAGGCCACGCAAUAAUCGGUACUCCGUUCACCAUUCUUUCCAAUAUAGAGUUCCAUCCACAGUGUGAUAAGAACCCUCCUACCGAUGGAUGGUUCAACACCACUAACUGCGGGGCCCACAUAGGGACAACCAAUCCUACCUCUCGGUUUCGAUUCAAGAGCCCAUCGGGCAAAUACCUUGAAAGCCCAUCACCUCCGCCUCCGGCGUUGAAUAAAGCCCCGUCCUUGCCAGCAGGCGGACGCACCACCCAAAGGAAUCGUUUCCCACUCAACUCCAACCCAAAAUCCAACUCAGUGAGUUGCUCUUCCGACAGCGUUCCGGCGCUCCCCAACGAUACAUAAAUCACCGAUUCGACGGGUUGCUCAACCAGCCAAGCCAGACAGUCUGCAUGUGAUUUGUCACAAGGUAGACCGGAUGAUCUAACUAUUGGGCCUAACGGAUAAACCGGCAGCGGCAUGAUCCAACGUAGGAUGGGAUCUUCUCGAAGCGCUCUGAGUCCUCCCACGUGUUUAUUAAUAUCCCAUCUGCUAGGGGUAAGGUGGACCCCAUAUAGAGACAACAGUUGUAUUGGUCUUACUUCCGGUCCAUCAUGGAAUCGAGCAGGUCCUCCGCCCGAAUCGGCUUGCAACCUGGGAUGCGAAGCGGCUCCUGCAUGUCCACGUACUCGCCCUUUAUCUCCUUAUGCAGCGUCGGCACGGACACCAUCAACGCCAAGUAAGCUGCCGUCAUCGGGAUGUAGAGGUAUUUGGGGAUGCCUAGCUCUUUUGCGACGGUGAAAGCACUGGUGCCGAACAUUUCAACGACAAGGACAGUGGGUUGCGGUGACAUGUCAGCAAUAGCAGCUCGUAAGGCUGGGAUUGAUUCUCUGACGAUGAUGUGGAUACGGGGAGACGACGGCUGUUUGACGAGUGACAAAGGUGGAGAUAUCGGGCGGGGAUAGAUGGACGAUGCGGAUGGCGGAGGGGAGGUUUAGGGGGUGUUUGGUUCGAAUUAUCCGUCGGAUCAGAUUCUAGGGAUUCGAGUUCUCAUUUAAAUUAAACCGUUUGAUUCAUAUUUUAAGGCAACUGAUUUGGAGUCAGCGUGUUCAACUGAAUCACACAUUUACACUAAAACUCUGGACUCCACGGGAUUAACCUGAAUAAGUAAAUCCAGAAUCGAGUCAGGGAUUCUAGGGUUCAUAUAAAAGGUAGAGAAUUAGGGUGAAUCAACUUUUAUCGGGAUCUUCUUCUUCUUCUUCUUCUUCUUCUUCUUCUUCUUCUUCUCAGUUUUGUUUUCUUUUGUCACACAUUUACCCGCUUUGCAUGGAAGACGAUCGCAGCCGAUAGCCAUCUGAAAACUGAUGCUGUAUUCAAGGGCUUGUCUCUUAGGUUUCUAUUUCACUGUGUAAGGUUUACACAUUUGGCUUAGACGAUCGGCUGCCGAGGGUAGUGCAAAUCCAUCUGAAGUUAGCGGUAUGGUCCGUUAUCUUCUUCAAUCGAAGAUCUGAAACCCUAAUUUGGGGAUUUUUAAGUUUAAGAUGAAGUUAGCGGGUUGAAUACGAUCUACAGAAUCACGCCCUAGUUGCUUCGAAAACGACCGAAGCCUCACCCUCUCUCAACUCUUCUUCCUCCUCCUCUUCUAAGAGCGACUGCAGAAGUCGGUUUUGAAAGAAGUCGUAGGACUUUGCUCACAUUACUAGUAGGGGCUGUGGAUUUUGGAACCUACAACCAAAGGUAAAUCCCUACACUCUCUCUCAACUCUUCUUCUUCCUCACCUUCUUUGUGCCAUUCUCUGCUAUCACAGUGUAAUUUUUUUUCUCAAAUCCCUUGACCAUGGUUGUCAAAUAAGUUGAAAAAUCGCAUGAAUUUGGUGUUGCUUUGUUUGUUUAUGGAAGGAAGUGGUUGAUGUGUCUAUCCUUAAGAUUGAUAGUGAUAUGUGAAUCAAAGUUUAUUUGCAUUUCAGUAGAUUUUUUGUUGCUAUUCUUUUCCUUUUGAUGCUUUGUUUGCUAUGAAAUUAUUUAUUGAAUGUUGGUUGAAUGAACAACGAUAUGUAACUGAAUAUUGGAUCUUUCUAUCCCAUUAUCAUUUUUAUGAUUGGUAAACAUUGGAAGUUUACUAAUCAUGGGUUUGAGUGCCUGUAUUGAAAAUUUAUAAAAUAACAUUUUAAUUAAUCAUGAGCAGCAAUUUAUUAUUUGUUUAAUUUGAAUGUAGAUUUACUUUUACAAUGGAGUUUGAUGAUGGCUACAAGAGGCGAAGGAAAAUCAUAAUCUUUGCUGCAACUGUUGUUGUUAUAGUAGUAGACCAGUAUAUCAAAAAAUAUCUGAAUAAAGAGUCAUACCGUUGUGAACCCCUACGCGGUAUUAUUGAGACAGAGAGAAUUAUCGGUCAUACUGAUAAAACCUGUCGAGAACAAAUAAGAUUAAGCAAUAGGGUUUUUUUCAGUUUAAGUCAUUUGAUUAGGGAGAAGGGUCUAUUGAGAGAUAGCAUAUCUGUGCAAGUGAAUGAACAACUAGUUAUGUUUCUCCAGACAAUAGGACACAAUAUUAAAAACCACGUCAUUGCACACAAGUUUAGACAUUCUGGUGAGACUGUAAGUCGGUACUUUAACCUUGUAUUGGGUGCAAUCAUUAAAUUGUAUUCGAUACUAUUGAAACCUCCAAAUGUCGCAACGCAUCAUCGAAUAACAAGUAAUAAAAGAAGAUUUUACCCUUAUUUCAAGGACUGCAUCAGAGCCAUAGAUGGAUCCCAUAUCCCUGCGUGGGUGCAUUUAAGCGACCAUCUGAGGUUUCGUGAUAGGAAGGGUGAUAUUUCCCAAAAUAUUCUUGCUGCCUGUGACUUUGGCAUGAAAUAUACUUACAUUCUUUCUGUUUGGGAAGGGUCAGCAUCAUAUGCUCGAAUCUUAGACAAUGCAUUGCACAGAGGCGGUGACGGAGAAUUGGUGGUGCCACGAGGUAAAUAUUAUCUUGUUGAUGCUAGGUAUGGUAACCAAGCGGGGUUCUUACGGCCAUAUCGAAACGUUCGAUACCAUCUGAAAGAGUGGAGAAAUUGUGAUCAGUCACCAAGUGAUAAAAAGGAAUUGUUUAAUCUGAGACAUUCACAAUUAAGAAACGUGAUUGAACGUUCAUUUGGCCUCCUGAAGUCAAGAUUCAAGAUCUUGAAAAACCAACCAGAAUAUCCUUUCAAAACACAAACAAGAAUUGUGUUGGCAUGUGUGCUGUUGCACAACCACAUUCUUACACAGAAUAGUGUUGAAGAAGAAGAGCGAUGGCUUGAUGAAGAGGAUGAAGAGGGUGAAGAAGAUAGUACUAGUACCCAAUCUACCCCCCACCAAGUAAAUGAUGAUGUUGAAGACGAUAGUUCUGAUGGAGAGGAUCAUGUGCAUAAGAAUGCUGAUUGGGAUCUAUUUCGAGAACAAAUUGCUGACCAUAUGUGGGCUGAUUGGGUGGCUGACGAUUUGUCCUACUCAGAUUGAGUAUUUAUGAACUGAAAUAUUUGCUAUUGAUUAACUUUUAUUUGGAAUGUAUUUCUGAUGUGGAAAAUUUUAUUUUUUUUACAUGGUUUGGGAUGACUGUAUAACUUAAACAUACUUGGUUUAAAAUUUUAUGUUGUGGGAUGCAUGUAUGUAGACUAUUAACUGAAUUGCAAUGCUAGGUUUAUGGAUUUCCCAAUUAAUAAUUGUUAUUAUUACUUGAUAUGUAUGAAAUAUACUCACAUUGUAUUGUAUUGUGGUGUAUU
This is a messenger RNA of Macadamia integrifolia, 4072 nucleotides long. Its product is annotated as putative nuclease HARBI1. The transcript is spliced from 4 exons. The record is from RefSeq and is a predicted model, not a curated record. Bases 2562 to 3809 code for a protein of 415 amino acids. Lineage: Eukaryota; Viridiplantae; Streptophyta; Magnoliopsida; Proteales; Proteaceae.